GUUAUUUACUGGAAGAAGUUGAACACCACAUUCUCACAAAUUUACUGGAAUGUAAAUUUAAUGAGGCAAACCUGUGUCAGUCCAGGCAGGGGUUGGUCCAUCAAAAUGCUGCAAACUUGUCUGACUAGGGUUUAGUUUGGGGAGUCAGCCAAGCCCGAGUCUUGCCAACACAGUCUUUGUUCGACAGCCCACAUCACAUACAUACCAAUCCUGAGUGAAAACUCCACGCACAUCUAUUGUCACUGGAUCUUUAUUUCUCCAAAUGCUACAGUAUAGCGGUCCGAUCUGAAGAAAGGGCGUUGGCCAGCUGAAGGACCCUGACUAAGUGCAGAUAUGAAGCUGACUUCGUUAGCUGUGCUGUGUCUGUCCCUCCUUUUGGUUCACACCCAUCUCUCCCUGGCCAAGAGAGGAGGUGGCUUUGGGAAAAAAGGAUCUAGCUCUAGGAGAACCUCCAGCCGUGGUAGUAGCUCCAUAUACAACCGGGGCAAUCAGGGCACCGGCUCUCAGGGUGGAUACCCCCAAUCAGGAGGUUACCCCAGUCAAGGGCGUUACCCUCAGCAACCAGGCAGAUCAGGAUAUCCCAGUCAGGGUUAUCCUUACCAAGGGGGGUACCCCAUUCAAGGGGGUUACCCUAACCAAGGAGGUUAUCCUAACCAAUGGGGUUACUACCCUCAGCAUCCAGGAACGUACCAAGGACAAGGAUACCCGUAUGGAGGUGGUGGAGCUGCAGGAUCCCCUGCGGGCUAUGGUUAUGGUGGUUACCCAGGUCGAUACAUCAAUCACAAUCCCCGCAACCAAAUAUUGAGCCCUCGCUUAGGGGGUACAUAUGGAUAUGGGGGCUAUGGGGGUGACGGUGGCUCUCCGUUUGUCCACUCAGUCCAAAGAAUGGGUCUGGGUCCCUCUAUGAAAUCCAAAGCAUUUGGGUGGAGAGCGGCAAUGGCAACAGGACCAGAAGCUGUUGCAGGAAUGGCUCUGGGCUACGGGCUAGGGAGGUUCCCUCGUCCCCAUUUCCAUUUCCACAGCCCUCAGGAGGAGUACUACUACAACUACUACAUGUACAAGAAAUAUGGCACCAAAUCCACCGAUACAAAUGACUACAGCAGAGACUAUAAGUUCAGCCCACCUGCCAUGACUUAUGAUAAUUACAUGGACUCCUGCAUGAAGAGAUCAGACCUGCUGCCUGGGGAGAAUCAACAGGGAAAGACUCAACCCAUCACCACCUCUACUACCACCACUACUACUACCACGACUACCACCACUACCACUGUUGUUACCUCAGACCCAGACAACAACACAUCAGAGAUUAACAGCACUGCAGCAGAUGAGUCCCCAACCCCUGGGCCCUCUCCCUCCAGCCGUCCAAAUCAGCCUGAAGCCAAGCCUCUGCCUCCAGCUUCACAACACGCCAGCAGUGAUGACAACGAUGAUGAUACGGUCAGUAUUGUGGAGAUCGGCUACCCAGCGCUGAUUGAGCAGCUGAAGGCCAGGAGGUGUGUGGGACUGUACAUGGAGUACGCUGCAAGAUACUUGGAGAAACAGAUUCGUCCUCCAUUGGAGAAUACAGAAAAGCCUAAAACUACAGUUUCUACUGACAUGCUAGCAGACCCUACCCAGGUCAUCAAGGACAGACAGGUGGAGGAAUUGAGAGACAAGGCUCCUGUGGUUACAGACAAACCACUGUCUCCUACUGAAGUCCCUCAGACAUGGAUUGCGUGGCUAAACUCCAAGUUCAGUGACAAUGUGUCCCAGAAGAGCAAGAUGAGUGCCAACGGCGUGUGAAGAGGUGCAGGAGGCUCCUGGCUGGACUGAAAGGGACUUAGCCAUGACGCAGGAAAGUAGGCUAGUUUAGACGUAGUGGUCAAAUGUCAGGCCAUCAGUGAUCUACAUCAUCGUUGACAUCAAGCAUUUGGAAACUGUCCCUCCGCCCUGCCCUUUGAAUUCCUUCACUUCUUCAAACUCGAGGCACUGGCAGUCCUUCAGGUCGUUCAGCAGUGCCACUGGCAUAUUCAUCUAUGAACCUGUACACACUCAACAGCACUCUUUUGCAUAUUUAAGUGCUCGCAUGGUAAUAAAUAAAAUACAAUAACCAAUGAAAUAAUUGGUGAUUGUG
Myripristis murdjan (pinecone soldierfish) is the source of this 2110-nucleotide messenger RNA. RefSeq lists its product as uncharacterized. Gene Ontology annotation, cellular component: membrane. The transcript is spliced from 4 exons. Lineage: Eukaryota; Metazoa; Chordata; Actinopteri; Holocentriformes; Holocentridae. Bases 334 to 1779 code for a protein of 481 amino acids. The record is from RefSeq and is a predicted model, not a curated record. Gene Ontology annotation, biological process: protein homooligomerization.